Molecule: messenger RNA, 684 nt
Organism: Fusarium sp. VM40
Lineage: Eukaryota; Fungi; Ascomycota; Sordariomycetes; Hypocreales; Nectriaceae
Source: the annotation of a GenBank genome assembly
AUGCGAAAUUUCUUGAUAUACUCCCUUAUGGCUGUCUCAGCCACUGCAGAGAAGCUCCUCUACAGAAACACCUUCAACAGCAGCGAUGCCAUCGCAGACUGGGUUGCUGAAGGCCCAGUCAAAGCAUCCAUCUCAAACAACACCCUCGAACUAACCGCGUCUUCCGACUUUGUCUACUGGGUCCCAGAGGUAUUUCCCGAGCGCAUCCGGAUCAGCUGGGAAUUCUCGCCCAUUGAAGAACCCGGUCUGGCCAUCAUCUUCUUCGGCGCAGCUUCUGCCGAGGGUGGCAGCAUUUUCGACAAGGGUCUCAAGCCCCGCAACGGCUCUUAUCCGCAAUACCACUCCAGCGAUAUCCGUACUCUGCACGCUUCAUACUUUCGACGUCGAUGGCCUGAGGAGAGGGCAUUCCAUCUAGCGAACUUGCGAAAAUCGCCGGGUUUUCACCUCGUUUCUCAGGGUGCUGACCCGCUCCCGGAUGUGGAGGACACACAGGGUGCUUAUUACAAAGUCGAAGUCAUUCACGAUAAGCGAGAUAUCACCUUCUUGAUCAAUGGACUGGAGAUCUUUUCUUGGGAGGACGUGGAUCGCUCGACAGGGCCGGUUGUGCGUGGGGGAAGGAUUGGCUUUAGGCAGAUGAACCCUCUCGUUGCGCGAUACCGUAAUUUGGAGGUUUGGAAACUAUAG